Nicotiana attenuata is the source of this 1499-nucleotide messenger RNA. RefSeq names its product 2-alkenal reductase (NADP(+)-dependent). The transcript has 5 exons. Bases 176 to 1258 code for a protein of 360 amino acids. Lineage: Eukaryota; Viridiplantae; Streptophyta; Magnoliopsida; Solanales; Solanaceae. Gene Ontology annotation, molecular function: oxidoreductase activity, acting on the CH-CH group of donors, NAD or NADP as acceptor. The record is from RefSeq and is a predicted model, not a curated record.
UUUCUCAAUUCCAACCCACCCCAACUUUCCAAAAUCCCCCAAGUUCACUUCCUUGUGCCUAAUUUAGCUGUGCAAGGAACAACAAUAUCACAAAUUUGCUAUCUUGGGAUUAAUCUAAAUUCUAAAACCACUACAAAAAGACCUUAUUUGAGUACAUUAUCUGUAGUUGUAAAACAUGGAGAAAAAAGCAGGAAAAGAAGAAGCAGAAGCAGUUGAGCUACUAGGAAAAACAGUGGAGAACAAGCAAAUCAUAUUCAAAGGAUACAUAGAAGGAAUACCAAAGGAAACUGACAUGGAGUUGAGAAUUGGAAAAAAGUUGAAGCUAGAGAAAGUCCCAAGAGGGUCAGGUGGUUUAUUGGUCAAGAAUUUGUAUUUAUCUUGUGACCCUUUUAUGCGUGGACGAAUGCGCAAUUUCACUGGAUCUUAUAUUCCUCCUUUCGUUCCUGGAGAGGUAAUUGAAGGAUUUGGUGUGUCCAAAGUUUUAGACUCAGAUAAUCCAGACUUCAAGCCAGGUGAUAUAAUCUCAGGGUUCACUGGUUGGGAAGAGUACAGCUUAAUUUACAAAACCGAGCAGCUGAGGAAAAUUCAGGCUGAUGAUAUACCUCUCUCAUAUCAUGUCGGUCUUCUUGGCAUGCCGGGUUUUACAGCGUAUGCUGGAUUUUAUGAGGUUUGCACACCUAAAAAAGGGGAAUAUGUUUUUGUAUCUGCUGCAUCAGGAGCAGUUGGCCAGCUUGUUGGCCAACUAGCUAAAUUACAUGGAUGCUAUGUUGUAGGAAGUGCCGGGUCAAAACAAAAGGUUGACAUAUUAAAAGAUAAGCUUGGAUUCGAUGGAGCAUUCAACUACAAGGAAGAAGCAGACCUUGAUAAAGCUCUUAAAAGACACUUUCCCGAGGGCAUCGACAUUUACUUUGACAACAUAGGUGGAUCCAUGCUAGAUGCGGCAUUGAUCAACAUGAGGAUUAACGGCCGAAUUGCCAUCUGUGGGAUGGUAUCUCAGCAAAGUCUUUCUGAUCCGCAAGGGAUACACAACUUGAUUCAACUCAUCACGAAGCGUGUUAAGAUGCAGGGCUUUCUCCAAAGUGAUUAUCUUCAUUUGUUUCCGCGCUUUCUUGAAGAUGUUACUAGUUUGUGCAAGCAGGGAAAGAUUACAUAUUUAGAAGACAUGAAUGAAGGCCUUGAGAGUGGUCCAUCUGCUUUUGUUGGGCUAUUUUCUGGAAAGAACAUAGGUAAACAGGUCAUCCGCGUGGCGCACGAUUGACCUUAAUCAGACCCCUCAUUUGUUCUAGAGAGAUAAAGAUAUUACUGCUACCUCCGAGCUUGACAAUCUUGUGUUCCAUUCUUUAUUUAACAACUAAAUAAAGGAACCAGGUUGUUUAGAUCUUUCUACUAGUCUUUUUUAUCAGGCAAGUCUUUUGUUCAUCUUUUUUUUUGUAUGUUCUUCAGAAAUAUGUUAAGAUUUAAGAUUGCAUUUAUAAAAAGAUACUAUUAUUUUUCUUGUA